CCGGAGCCGGAGCCGGAGCGGGACGGGGCAGCGCGGAGAGAGGUUCUCAGGAGUGUUUACCCAGGCUCAGCUCCCACCUUGCCGUUUGCACGGGAGAGGUGCAUUGACAUGAAAAGAAGGAGUUGUAUUAGCAAAUGUUGAUCGGCGCUGGGGCAGGCAGGCGUUGCCCAAGCACAGGCAUCUGCUGAGAUUGUGGCGUGUCAUUUGGAGCUUUCAGCAAGACACUUGGCUACCGUGAGGCUGGGAAGGCUGUCACUACUGCAGGAGGUAAAAUAAGAACAUGGCAUGAUGUCCUUUGGAAAAGGAGCGAUGGCAGCCAUCAGGAAGAAGCUGGUGAUCGUGGGAGAUGGUGCCUGCGGGAAGACGUGUCUGCUGAUCGUGUUCAGCAAAGACCAGUUCCCCGAGGUCUACGUGCCCACAGUGUUUGAGAACUACAUUGCUGACAUAGAGGUGGAUGGCAAGCAGGUUGAGCUGGCCCUGUGGGACACGGCGGGGCAGGAGGACUAUGACAGGCUGCGGCCCCUCUCGUACCCGGACACAGAUGUCAUCCUCAUGUGCUUCUCCAUCGACAGCCCCGACAGCCUCGAGAACAUCCCUGAGAAGUGGACGCCGGAGGUGAAGCACUUCUGCCCCAACGUGCCCAUCAUCUUGGUGGGGAACAAGAAGGACCUGCGCAACGACGAGCACACGCGGCGGGAGCUGGCCAAGAUGAAGCAGGAGCCGGUGAAGCCAGAGGAGGGGAGGGACAUGGCCAACAGGAUCAACGCCUUUGGCUACCUCGAGUGCUCGGCCAAGACGAAGGAGGGGGUGCGGGAGGUGUUUGAGAUGGCCACCCGAGCUGGGCUGCAGGUGCGCAAGAACAAGAAGCGCAGAGGCUGCCCGCUGCUGUGAGCAGCCCUGCUGGCAGCAGCACUGCCUGCCCUGCCCAGGGGCACUGCUGGCACACAGCCCCAGCAGCGCCUCGUGGUGCCACCACCUGCCCCGCACCCUUUGCACCAGACUGCCACCCACGCUCGCAGGGUGUCCCUGUGACAUUCCAGGGCCAUGAGGGGCCAGUGCCUUCAGCACCUGCUGCUCUCCGUGGGCCGGUGCUCGUGUUGCUCCCCGUGUUGCCCCGUUUUGUACUGAGCUCCCUGCUUUUGCCUUUCCCACGGGCAUUGCUGGGGUAUUCCCUCUCUUUCCCCUGCUCUGGGCAGGUGCCACAGAAGCAGGAGGUGCCGGUCACAGCUCACGUGUGCGGUGUGCCAGGCCCUUGGUGUGCUGUGCCUGGUCUCCCUGGGCGUGCAGGCAGCACACAGCAGUGUUACAGACCUGCCCGGGCGGUUUCAGCCCUGUCUGAGCAGAGCUGGGCUCAGCUGCUGCCAGCAGCUCUCCUCUGGGACCUGUGCCCAGCUCUGCCGGCACUGCCGCCUCCGAGUCUGCCUCGGCCGUGGGCUUGGCAGCACUAAACCAACUGCAUAAUUGGGAGAAUAAAUGCAAACUGGUAUUUUAGUAAUUGUAA
This is a messenger RNA of Agelaius phoeniceus (red-winged blackbird), 1501 nucleotides long. It is a transcript of the gene RHOC, whose product is annotated as ras homolog family member C. Gene Ontology annotation, biological process: small GTPase-mediated signal transduction. NCBI's taxonomy places the organism in Eukaryota, Metazoa, Chordata, Aves, Passeriformes, Icteridae. The record is from RefSeq and is a predicted model, not a curated record. Gene Ontology annotation, molecular function: GTP binding; GTPase activity.